CGGGGCUGGCGUGGCCCGGGAGGGAGGGCUGGGGGGGCUGGCCCCCCGGCCGGGCUGACAUCACUGUCCCAGAGCCGGCCUUUUAGCACAGGGUUGGCCCCCCCGGUGUGCAGAGAGUGCCGGCUCCGCGCACCGCAUCGCCCCGCGCCUCCCGGAGCAGCCGCUCGUCUCCCACCCACCGCAGACAUGGCGAACAAGGGCCCGGCCUAUGGCAUGAGCAGGGAUGUCCAGUCCAAGAUCGAGAAGAAGUACGACGACGAGCUGGAGGACCGGCUGGUGGAGUGGAUCGUGGCGCAGUGCGGGGCCGGCGUGGGGCGCCCGGAGCGGGGCCGCCUGGGCUUCCAGGUCUGGCUGAAGAACGGCAUCGUCCUCAGCCAGCUGGUGAACAGCCUCUACCCCUCUGGCUCCAAGCCUGUCAAGAUCCCUGACACGCCCCCCACCAUGGUCUUCAAGCAGAUGGAGCAGAUCGCCCAGUUCCUCAAGGCAGCUGAGGACUAUGGCGUGGUCAAGACCGACGUGUUCCAGACUGUCGACCUCUUUGAGGCCAAGGACAUGGCGGCAGUGCAGAGGACACUGAUGGCCCUGGGGAGCCUGGCGGUCACCAAGAACGAUGGCAACUACCACGGGGACCCCAACUGGUUCAUGAAGAAAGCGCAGGAGCACAAGCGGGAGUUCACCGAGAGCCAGCUGAAGGAGGGCAAGAACGUCAUCGGGCUACAGAUGGGGAGCAACAAGGGAGCGUCACAGGCGGGGAUGAGCUACGGCCGGCCCCGGCAGAUCAUCAGCUAGGCAGCCCCCCUGCCGCCCCCGCCCUCCCGCCGCCGGGAGAGCAGCCCCAGCCGGGACCACCCUCCCGACUCCCCCCGGCCCAGCGCGCCGCAGCCGCCCCUCACCGACUGGUAUUUAUUGACAAGGAAACGCCAGCCAGCCCCAGCGACCCCCCCAGCGCAGCCCUCGGCAGCACCCACCCGGCCACGGCCGCGUGUCCAGCGACGCAUCCAGCCUCGGUGCCUCCGGGGCGGCCCUGCCCCCCUGUCCCGGGCAGCCUCGCCCCGCCGGCCCCGCACGCCUCCGCCGAACCCCCGCGUCCAGCCGGUCCUGCCCCCGCCGCGCUCGCCGGCGCCCGUGGGUGCCCCGCUGCCCUCCCCGGGAGGGGGGGUGGGAAGGGUGCGCGCCCCGGAGCCACCCCCAGCCCCGCACCAGCCCCCGCCACCGCCGCAGAGAUCCUUGAGAACGGGGAGAAAGGAAAAUUGGCCUCGGUUUUGUACUUCGUUUUUUGUCAAAAUUAAAAAGGUUACUGUUCAUCCA
This is a messenger RNA of Apus apus (common swift), 1308 nucleotides long. RefSeq names its product transgelin (gene TAGLN). The transcript is spliced from 5 exons. Bases 187 to 789 code for a protein of 200 amino acids. The record is from RefSeq and is a predicted model, not a curated record. Gene Ontology annotation, molecular function: protein binding. Lineage: Eukaryota; Metazoa; Chordata; Aves; Apodiformes; Apodidae.